This is a messenger RNA of Numida meleagris (helmeted guineafowl), 2233 nucleotides long. It is a transcript of the gene ADAP2, whose product is annotated as ArfGAP with dual PH domains 2. Gene Ontology annotation, molecular function: phosphatidylinositol bisphosphate binding; GTPase activator activity. The coding region runs from base 595 to 1689 and encodes 364 amino acids. Lineage: Eukaryota; Metazoa; Chordata; Aves; Galliformes; Numididae. The record is from RefSeq and is a predicted model, not a curated record. Gene Ontology annotation, biological process: positive regulation of GTPase activity. Gene Ontology annotation, cellular component: intracellular membrane-bounded organelle; plasma membrane. The transcript is spliced from 10 exons.
AACAUAGUUGGUUUCCGGGCUGCCAGUGCACACAGUGUGAUGGUUUAUUUGAAGUCUGUACUUCUCCGCAUCAGGUAUGGCUAUCUUACUCUUACUGCAAUAGUCAGGAACUUAAAUAGUGUCAGUUCAGGACAAAAAAAAAGCCGCUGUCAGGAAAGGACGAGGCUGGUGCUGGGUGAAAAAAGGAGGUGUUGCCCAUAUGGGCUUCCUGAAAGCAGGAGCCUUAGCAAUACUUUUUCAGACCGGAAAGAGGGAAGUUGAUUGUGGCCAGCUUGUGCUCAGUUCGGCGCUGUGACAGAAACUUCAGGCUCAGCGCGCUGUAAUCAGCGCGGCUAGAACCGUUGCUGCAGCGCAGCUCGCUGCGGUUCCUGACCGGUGCUCGCAGUCCCGGCAGUUACCGACCCCCGACGCCGCAGCCCCCCGGGCCCUGGCGCGGAGCCGGGGCGCCCCCUCCGCCUGAGGCGGCCCCGAGGGACGGCGGGAGGGGACGGAGCGCCCCGCGGCGUCGGGCCCGGCUCCAGUUCCUCCUUUUGCCUGCCGGGGCCGAGCCUCCUGCCGGCCUCCACCCGCAGAGCUCCGCGCCGGGCAGCGGUGAUGGACCGCGACCGCAAUAAGACGCUGCUGCUGGAGCUGCUGAAGGUCACCGGGAACGGGCGCUGCGCCGACUGCGGGCAGCCGGAUCCAGAGUGGGCUUCUUACAAACUUGGAAUAUUCAUUUGUUUGAUGUGCUCUGGAAUCCAUCGCAAUCUUCCUCAAGUCAGCAGGGUCAAAUCCCUUAGGCUUGACUUCUGGGAGAACGAUCUUAUAGAGUUUAUGAAGAAGCAUGGGAAUCUCUGUGCCAAAGCUAAAUAUGAAGCCAAAGUCCCUCCCUAUUAUUACAUCCCCCAGUCCUGUGAUUGCUUGGUUUUAAGAGAACAAUGGAUUAGAGCUAAAUAUGAGCGUGAGGAAUUUGUUGCCACCCGAGUCUGCCAAGAUCCUUGUUCUGCAGGUAGCCAUGAAGGAUUCCUCUGGAAGCGUGGACGGGAAAGCAGACAGUUCAAGCAGAGGCGAUUUCUCUUGUCAGCAAGGGAAGGGGUGAUGAAGUACUACACUAAAGAACCCAAAGGUCCGAAAGCCGUUAUCAGCAUCGAGAAGCUGAAUGUGAUGUUCCAGGCAGAGAAAAUCCAACAUGCUCAUGGGCUGCAGAUCACAUACAAGACAGAUGGUCAAACAAGGAACCUUUUUGUCUAUCAUGAAAGUGGAAAGGAGAUUGUUGACUGGUUCAAUGCCAUUCGGGCAGCACGUUACCACUAUCUCAGAACAACCUUCCCAGCUCUCCCUGAGCAUGAGAUCAUACCUCGGAUCACAAGAAAUUAUGUUAAAGAAGGGUAUAUGGAGAAAACAGGACCAAAGCAGAAGGAGACCUUUAAGAUGCGCUGGUUCAGCCUAGACUCUGAAGAGAGAAACCUGCUGUACUUUAAAAAUCCACUGGAUGCAUUUCCACAAGGCCAAGUUUUUAUUGGAAGGAGAGUUGAGGGCUAUGAAGUACGGGAUGGCUUGCCCCAGGGAAUAUCUGUAAAGAAGAGGAAAUCAGGGAUCACCAUGGUCACGCCAAUGAGAGAGUUUUUGUUUCUAUGUGAGAAUGAUAGAGAGCAGAGGGAGUGGAUUGAUGCCUUAAAUGGAGUGAUUGCCCAGCCCUUGUCUGGUUGAGACUAUAACACUGAGUUCCGGUGAACUGCACUUCCUGGGCUCUGUUCAGCACUGGUCUGCAUUUUCUUUCUGUCAGCAGGGAUGGUGCUCAAGCCCAUUCAGUGACUCUGCUACAAAGGGCUGCUUCCUUCAACAGUUACAGGCACAGGAAGGGUGGCAACAGAAAUGAGUAAGGAGAAUGCCGAUAUUCAGAAAUUAUCUGUGUCCCUUCUUUUGAAGUGCAUUAACUCUUCCUUACCUUCUCUGCUUUUGAGCAGAUGAGGCCUUCCCAGGCUGAUGUAGGGAUUAAUUAGCUGUUGUUUUACUGAAAAAGAAACAAAGUCAGUGUAGAAAGUUUGACCACAGAGGACUGGCAUGAAUUUUCUUGAGGAGUCCAUAAGGAUGUACUUGACAAUGCAGCCGCAGCAUAUAUUCUGGCAGUAAACAUGACCAUCUGUUACAAGAGUGCAUAGAACAAGUGACCAAGAGGCAAAGAGUUCACCACCUACCAGAAAUAUGCAGCAUGUCUUGUUGGAUAGAUGAAAGAUCAAAAUACAUGCUGGAA